AUGGACCCCAACUCAACCUCGACCAAGCUUAUCCAGCUCGGUGUGCUGGUGCAAUCGGCGCUAGCUACACUGAUAAUAUCGAGCAGAGAUGGCAAGGACUUUCUCCCUCCGAAAGCGCUGUUCGAUGCCCAAAGAACGAUCCUCUCUGCAGCUGGCAUGCUCACUGAGCUUGGGAGCACACCGAGCAACCGCCUUUUGGAAGUAUCGACGCAAUAUUUCGAGGCACGUGCUUUGCACAUAGCAGCUGAAAAGCGGAUCCCAGACAUGCUUGCCGGCUUCGAUGAGAGGGGUGUUGCAGUAGAGGAACUGGCAGAGCAGACCUCAGCCGUGCUGAUUGACAUUUCGAUGAUGUUAGCUCGGAUCAUGCGCUGUUUGUGCUCCAUCCACAUCUUCAAGGAGGUUCAACCCGACCGCUUCACGAACAAUGGUGUGUCGGCUGCUUUGGUGAACAACGAGCCUCUCAGGGCAUACAUCGUCAUGUUUGCAUUUGACACAUACUCGGCUUCUGACCACUUCCCUCGAUCCCUCUUCGAUAAGAAAACGGGCCCUUCGUACGACGUCGCAGAGACUGCGUUUCAGGCAGCGGUAGGCACGCACAAGCCACGGUGGGACUGGCUCGAAGAAAAGGUUACCGUGCAGGACUUGCAAGAUGGCCGUUGCGGUACCAAAGGGGAACACAGCGGAUAUCCCGGCCCUUUCGGCUCCGAGCUUGACAAGGCAGUAGAGGGCAAGGCUGGCUCUGAGCUAGUAGGGCGGCCGGAACUGCCCAUCUUCGGUCUCGCAAUGGUUGGCGGAGAUUAUCCCUGGGAGUCGCUGGGCUCCGCCCUCGUGGUUGACGUGGGCGGAGGCGUCGGCGGGUUCAGUCUUCAGCUCUCGCGAAUCCAUCCGCAACUACGAUUCGUCAUUCAGGAUCGUGCGGCGAUGCUGAAGCAAGCGGAGACGGUAAUCUGGCCAAAAGACAACCCGGACGCCAUCGCGCAACAGAGGGUGCAAUUCUGUCCUCACGACUUUUUCGAGCCCAAUCCAGUAAAGGAGGCCGACGUGUAUUGGCUUCGAUAUGUCAUGCACGAUUGGUCAGACGACUUUUGCGUCCGGAUCCUUGCAGGCAUCAAGCCCAGCAUGGGACUGCGGUCGCGGAUCCUGAUCUGCGAUCAAGUCAUGAACACGACGCUGGGUACAGAGGAGCUCACCGCUGCACCUGCUCCUCUCCCUGCCAACUGGGGCUAUUACACGCGCUACUCGCAUCAACGCGACCUCGCGAUGAUGGCGCUGCUGAACGGCAUCGAGCGCACGCCUCGCGAGUUCCGCACCGUUAUUGAGAAGGCGGGACUGAAGUUGCUCAAGAUAUGGGACUGCCGUAGCCAGGUUUCGCUGGUCGAAGUUGUACUGCCGGAUUCGGAGCUAGUGUGA
Molecule: messenger RNA, 1410 nt
Organism: Dothidotthia symphoricarpi CBS 119687
Lineage: Eukaryota; Fungi; Ascomycota; Dothideomycetes; Pleosporales; Dothidotthiaceae
Product: O-methyltransferase A
Exons: 5
Coding region: 1-1410 (469 amino acids)
Molecular function (GO): O-methyltransferase activity
Source: RefSeq, a predicted model, not a curated record